Messenger RNA from Fusarium odoratissimum NRRL 54006, 1391 nucleotides. RefSeq lists its product as uncharacterized. The transcript has 3 exons. Bases 428 to 1252 code for a protein of 274 amino acids. NCBI's taxonomy places the organism in Eukaryota, Fungi, Ascomycota, Sordariomycetes, Hypocreales, Nectriaceae. The record is from RefSeq and is a predicted model, not a curated record. Gene Ontology annotation, biological process: carbohydrate metabolic process. Gene Ontology annotation, molecular function: hydrolase activity, acting on carbon-nitrogen (but not peptide) bonds.
AACUCCAGGACCAGUCUCUGAACUCAUAACCCCUGCUGCAGUCUUUAUCUGCACACUAAAAGACUAAUACUGCACAAAUAGGUACGCGCUAUCAAGGGCCAGAAGGGCCUCGUACGUCGACGGCAAGGUUGGGAGGAGGGAUACCCAUGCUCAUAGCUGCCACACCCAUACCCGGCUCUGGGUGAUUCAGCUCGGUAUGAUUUGCGCUGUGCAGUUUUCCCUAAAGUCCGUGAAAGAAAUUCUGAAGGGGACGAGAAAUAAGUAUAUAUGAAAGAAGUUCCUCUGCUGUUCUAGACGAUCUCAGGUUCAACUCAACAGCCGCAGUUCAUUCACUCGUUUCUUCGCCUCCAUCUCUCUUUUGAAGCUAUUCUAGUUUCAGUACUGUCGUUUACGUCCCCUUACACUCUAUAUAAUACCCUCUUCAAAAAUGCGUUUCUCUGUCCUCGCUACCUGCGCCGGCCUGCUGCAGCUUGCCGCUGCCGCUGUCCCUGUCGGCGUCGCCAUCACCAAGUGCACUGUCGACAGGAACAUCGCCCUCACUUUCGACGAUGGUCCUUUCGCCUACACCAACGAGCUUCUCGACCAGCUUAAGAAAUACGGCUACAAGGCUACCUUCUUCAUGAACGGCGAGAACUGGGCCAACAUCAACGACUACGCUGCUACCGUCAAGCGUGUCGUCGCUGAGGGUCACCAGCUCGGCUCUCACACUUACAGCCAUCCCGACCUUGCUACCAUUAGCAACGCCAAUGUCCGAACCCAGAUGACUCGUCUGGAGGCUGAGUUCCUCAAGAUCGUUGGAAAGUGGCCCACGUACAUGCGACCCCCUUACUUCAGCUACAACGCCAACACCCUCUCCGUCAUGAAGACUCUGGGAUACCACGUCAUCAAUGCUGAUGUCGACUCUCUCGACUGGGAGUACAACACCCCGGCUGAGACCAACACUGCUCUCAACCUCUUCAAGAAGGGUAUCACCAAUGGUGGAUCCAUUGCUCUCUUCCACGAUGUCCACGAGAACACCGUCCGCAACCUCAUCCCCAAGGUCCUUGACGCCGUCAAGCGCAGCACACGCAUUCCUGUUACUGUUGGCCAGUGCCUUGGUGACCCCGCUGCUAACUGGUACAAGACCACCAAGCGCACCAAGCGUGACUUUGAGGAUGAUGAGGAGGUUGAGGAUGAGAAGGCCGUUGAUGAGCGCUCUCUGUCCGAGUACAUUGAGCGAUCUCGUUUCCGCCGUCACGCUCACCACGCUUAAGCGCCUUUUGUCUACCGUUUCUUUGAUGUGACUACGAUUUAUUGGAUACAUCAUUGGAAAGAACUGCACUGCUCAUAUCUCAUUUAAUAUCGCAUAUAGACAAUAGACAUGUCUCUAUAAUAUACGGCCUCACUAUUAA